Molecule: messenger RNA, 839 nt
Organism: Punica granatum (pomegranate)
Lineage: Eukaryota; Viridiplantae; Streptophyta; Magnoliopsida; Myrtales; Lythraceae
Source: RefSeq, a predicted model, not a curated record
CUCCGAACACACUUGAAUUGUGCUAUAAGCCUAUAACCACCCAUUUCCUAUUGUUGCAAUAUAGGUUUGGAUCCAAUUCAGAAAUCAUGAAUUCCUCAUCAACCCAUCCAAAUGGGCAAGGAAGUUACAUAGAUCGGCCAGCCAUACAUGUACAGGAGAACUCCUCCUCCGUUUACUCCGACAAUGCCAAGUAUAAUACGGUCCCUUGGUCAAUCGGGCUCUUCGGCUGCUGCUCGGACAUUAAUAUCUGUUGCUUGUCAUGUUGGUGCCCAUGCAUCCUGUUCGGGCGUAUUGUAGACAUAGUUGACAAGGGAAAUACUUCAAGCACAGCAAGUGGAGCCAUUUACACGGUAAUUGCAUCUCUGUUGGGCUGUGGCUGCUUGUACUCUUACCGCUACCGUGCUAAAAUGAGGGAGCAGUUCCACUUGAAGGAGAGUCCUUGCGGGGAUUGCUGUGUCCACUUCUGUUGCGAGAACUGUGCGCUAGCUCAGGAGUACCGUGAACUCGAGCAUCGUGGAUUCGACAUGUCUCUGGGUUGGGAAGGAAACAUGGAGAAGCAAAGCCAUGGAGUGCAAAUGACUUUGGCGCCGCCAGCGUUUGAAGGAGGCAUGAGUCGUUAGAUUGGGAAUAUAUACCAAAUUUUGCAUUGAAAUACAAAACGAAGAUUACGAGUGUGUAGCAAUUUAGUAAAUUACAUUGGAAUAAUGCCAUUUGGGAUUUAAUACCAAAUAAACUUUAUCACUUUGUAUGUUUUUAUAGUGAUUAUUGGUUCAUACCAACAGAGCACUGUAAUGAAUUCAAGAAUAAAGUAUUCAUAAAAAAAAAAAAGAAUUCAAGAA